Molecule: messenger RNA, 2781 nt
Organism: Hippocampus comes (tiger tail seahorse)
Lineage: Eukaryota; Metazoa; Chordata; Actinopteri; Syngnathiformes; Syngnathidae
Exons: 5
Coding region: 129-2069 (646 amino acids)
Biological process (GO): protein homooligomerization
Molecular function (GO): protein binding
Source: RefSeq, a predicted model, not a curated record
UCACGAAACAACGAAAGGACUUUUCUGUGCGUGUGGUGGUGGUGGUGGUGGAGGGGGUGGGGGGCGCUGCGGUCCAAUAUAACGAGCAUGCGCAGUGUCUGCGGACCGCUUGGCACGCAGACCGCAAUAUGGCGAGAGCGCCUGAGAGCGGAGGCUGCACGGAGUUUUCGGGCUGGGAGAACGACAUCCAGGGCGUGCGCAUCACCGGGGAGGAGAGCUGGGAGUCCGCGGCGGUCGGCACUCCGAGCGUGGACAGCAGCGCCCGACUCUCACCCGAGCCCCAGGAGCGCACCCGGCUGAGCGACAACACCCGGCUGGCGACCCGCUACGCCGUGCGCAUUUUCCGGGAGUACCUGAGCGACAAGGCGCGCAGUCCGGACUUCGAGAGCCUGGACAAGGCGGAGCUGUGCGCUCUGCUGCGCUCCUUUUACGCGGAGGCGCGCUCUAAAAGCGGCCAGUUGUACAGCAAGUCGUCGCUCGUCAGCAUCCGGAGCUCGCUCAACCGCUACCUGAACGAGCCGCCCCACUGCCGCACGCUGGACCUCACCAAGGACCCGGAGCUGCGCGGGGCCAACCUCGCCUUGGCGGCGGUCAUCCGGCGGUUGGAGGAGCGGGGCGCCGGGCCGGUGGUGCAGAAACAGGCGAUCGCGCGCUCCGACCUGCGCCGCCUCUACGAGUCGUCCAUGUUCGACGCGUCCACACCCCCGGGGCUGCUCAACAAGGUUUGGUUCGAGACCUGCAUGUACUUCAGCACCAGAGGCCGCGAGAAGCAACGCGAGCUUCGCGAGGACUCCUUCGCGCUGGCCGCCGACGAGCAAGGCCGGAAGUUCGUUUACUUCCGAGCGACGCGGGGCAGCCGGAAGACGGCCGCCGACGAAGACGUCACGCUGCGGCCCCGCAUGUACGAGACGCGCACCUCGCUGUGUCCGUACGCCAGCUUCGUGCGCUACCUGGCCAAGCGCAACCCGCUGUGCCGAGCUUUCUUCCAGCGGCCGCGCGACGCCUGCGGCCCGGCCGACGGCACAUGGUUCGAGAACAAGGCAGUCGGGAAGAAUCUUCUGGGCACGCGCAUGCAAAUGCUGUCGCGCGCCGCCAAGCUUUCCAGGACUUACACCAACCACUGCAUCGGCGCCGUCUCCAUAGCGACGCUCGACAGCAUCUUGGGCGUCGCCGACACAGACUGCAGCGGGCGGUGCGCGGCAAUGGAACGCGGUCACGUGGGUGCUGAGAUCACGAGUUUUGCGCCUCCCCACCCCAAAAGACUGGGCGCGAAGUCAGGAGCCAGAGAAAGACAUGCGCAUGCGCGGUCUCCUGUCCGCGCCACCGUCACUCAGGACAGCGAUGGGCAGAUUUCGGCGUCCCCGCCCGGUUUGUCUGACAUCCCCUCGACAGCGCAACUCAGCAAAGCCAACGCACCGGUCCACGUGGACGUGGGAGGUCACACGUACACCAGCAGCUUGGAAACCCUCACAAAGUACCCCGAGUCACGGAUCGGGCGAUUGUUUGACGGAAGCGAGCCGAUUGUGCUCGACAGUCUGCGGCAACACUACUUCAUCGACCGAGACGGCGCCAUGUUCCGCUACAUCCUCAACUUCCUGCGCACCUCCAAGCUCCUCCUCCCGGAUGACUUCAACGAGUACGCUCUGCUGUAUGAGGAGGCCUCCUUCUUCCAGCUGGCUCCUCUGCAGGCGGAACUUCGGCGCUGGCACGGCUUGAGGGAAAGCGAGAACGCAGCGGCGCCGUGGGAGUGCGUAGCGGUUCAGGUGGCUCGAGAUCCGCACGAGAGGAUCACGCUGAGUGGUCGACGGACCACCCUGGGGGAGACCUUCCCUGAAGUGAGAGAGUUGGUGUGCAAAUCCGGAAGCGCCAGACCGGAGAAGGACCCCGCGCAUGUCUGUCGCUUUCCUCUUGAGGACGACUGCACCCUCAACUCUGUACAGGUGCUGGAGCGUUUACAACAGAGGGGAUUUCGGCUGACGGGCUCCUGCGGCAGCGCCGAUGCCUCCUCAUACCUCUGCCAGUACCUAUUAGGUCGGGCGGGCGGGGUGGAAGACUGCGAAGAGCUGUAAAAAGUCAAGUCGCCCAUCGAUCGCACAGGGACAAACUGCUCCUGUUAGUACUGUAAUGAUGACGAUGUCAUGUGACAGGACAUCCAGCACAAAAUGUAUCUGCGAAGAAAACAGUUCGUUUUUUUUUUCUAGGUAUAACAUGACACAAAAUGCUUGUGGACAUUUUUUAAUGAAACUGAGUGAGAAAAACAAAGACGGCUUCAACGAAAGCUUCAACACAACAUACAAAACAAUGAGCACAGCAUCAGAAUAACAGUGGACCCCCACGUACAUGUGAUUCAGCAUCCGCAAAUUCAAAUUUCUUUAGUUGGCAUGAAAAAAAUUGGGUUUUUUUUUUUACGUUUUUAGGUUGUUGAUCAGCAUUUUAUUGGGUUGAAAUGGGAAUCUAUUAUACAUGGAUUUUUGCAAUUCACGGGCUGGCUUGUCCUUAUCCCCCCGCGAGUAGUGGGGUCUACUGCAACUAACAAACAAAAAAAAAGAUAUUUCACAACAAAGACAAACUCCUAAACUUCAACAUGUAUUAUUGCAGACCCAACUUCGAAGUUUUCCCGGAGACGAGCCAUUGUUACGGCCAUGUUCUUGCUUAGGCUCAAGACUGGAAAUUUGAGAUAUGAAAAGCAGCUUUUGGGGGAGAGCAAACAAUUCCUGAAGUUGACUGAACAUGAAACAAAGAAGUUCAACUUGCAAAAAAACAACAACCCUGCUAUCUUAA